UGGAGCCCGGCGCCGCGGCCCCGGCCCUACCGCGUCUGCAACUGGGACCGCAGCUUGCGCAAGGGCAUCAUGGCACGGAGCCUCGCUGAGCUGCUGCUCCAGGUUCAGAGCACCCUGCUCGCGCCGGAGCCUGUCUCGCUGGUCCUGGAUGAGGAUGGCACGGCCGUGGAGACGGAGGCUUUCUUCCGGACGCUGGAGGAGGGCACGGUGCUCAUGGCCCUGAGCGAGGGGCAGACGUGGUGUGCCUCCAAGACGCCAGGCUACCAGCUGAGCUUGUCCCGCAAGCCGCGCCGCAGGAUCGACGUGGCCUGCAUCACCUUUGACCUCUACAAGACCAGCCCCAAGGACCUGGGCUGCCUCAAUGUCAAAGCCACCCUCUAUGGCACCUACAGCAUGUCCUAUGACCUGCGCUGCUAUGGGGCCAAGCGACUCAUGAAGGAAGCUCUGCGCUGGACGCUCACCAUGCAGGCCACGGGCCAUGUGCUGCUGGGUACCUCCUGCUACAUGCAGCAGCUCCUGGAUGCCACAGAGGAGCCCAAGGAGGACCACGCAGAGAGCACCCCAGCCCUGCAGAGCCUCCUGCCGCUGCCCCGCAGCCAGACCCUGCAAUGAGGGCUCAGCACUGCAGCCCCUCCGCACGCGCCCUGGGGAUGCACAUCCCAUCCCUCCUAGGUCAAUGCACGUGGGGAGACUGCUUGCACUGCACUGUGGCACCCAUUUCUUCCCCCCGCCGGCUUGGUGCAACCAGGGCAGCUGGGACCUGCCUGGAUGCCUCUCCCUUGCACGUUGCUGGCUGAAUGCAGCCAGGUCUUCUCUGUGGUGUCUGCUACUCUGUAAAUAUAUUUAUUUAAGUAAAGCUCUAUGUACUCCA
This is a messenger RNA of Struthio camelus australis, 871 nucleotides long. Lineage: Eukaryota; Metazoa; Chordata; Aves; Struthioniformes; Struthionidae. The record is from RefSeq and is a predicted model, not a curated record.